GGGGGGGGAGGGUAGGAGAGGGGACGGGUGUGACUAAUUGUCACAGAAGGCCCCCCCUCCUCAAAUCCCUUCUUAGGAAAUGUCCUCAGUUUCACCSACUACGACAUCCCUCUAAAAUAGCACUAGAGGUGGGGCAGCUAUUGUCUUCAGGCCACUGUCCCUUUUCCAAUACCUCCUAAUCCCCACUCCUAUCGGGUUCCCUGGGGCCUGUCACCAGACAAAAGAAGACAGCUGUGUGAGGGGGCGGCCUGCAGCCUCGGUGCCAGGCUGGGGCCACACCUCCACACCAGGUCCCCCAGCCCUCCUCCCUGAGGCCCAGGCGCCCAGCCUCCGCUCCCGCCCCAGGCCCCGGUGCCCAGACCCAGCCUCUUCCUAGAGGACCCCGCUCCACUGGCCGCUUCCCUCUGGUCUUAGGUCACACCAGGAUGUCGGACACCGAAGAGCAGGAAUACGAGGAGGAGCAGGCGGAAGAGGAGGAGGCGGCGGAGGAGGAGGAAGCCCCCGAGGAGCCGGAGCCGGUGGCAGAGCGAGGUAACGCGGCUGCUCCGCUUCCCGAGGCCGCGCGACGUCCUCGGCGCCUGCACCCGCCGCCCCUGCACCCCCAGCUCCGGCCCCGCAGCCCCAGCUCCCGCCCCGCAGCCCCAGCUCCCGCCCCGCAGCCCCAGCUCCCGCCCCGCAGCCCCAGCUCCCGCCCC
Molecule: messenger RNA, 695 nt
Organism: Urocitellus parryii (Arctic ground squirrel)
Lineage: Eukaryota; Metazoa; Chordata; Mammalia; Rodentia; Sciuridae
Source: RefSeq, a predicted model, not a curated record